AUGCCCGCUUUCAUCCAGGCGCCCCCAGCGCCGGCUGGUGUCCCGUUUCCAUCCUUAACGCCUCUCCCGCAUAUAAAACACUCUCAUCCCGCUCUCUCCCCUCCGAACACCUCCUCCGCCUUCAUCACAAGCCUCCCCCCACCUGCUCCACUCACAAUGCGCUCCCAAGUCAGACUCUACGAGCACCCCGAGUUCAAGGCCGACAAGCAGGACAUGACCCUCUUCUCCACCAUCCUCUUCGUCCUCACCCUCGCCGCCACAGGCGCGUUCAUCAUCUUGUCCGUGUCCUGUCUUCUCGCUUGGUCUGAUGACUGUGUCUUCCGUGCGUCCUCACCCCCCUUGCCCCCAGAUGACGCGCUGACGCGAGACCCGGACGCAGCGUUCGCCUCGCCGGGCCAGCGACCAGCAUUCCUGCCCCUCCGGCACGUCCUCAGCGCAUGA
Messenger RNA from Fibroporia radiculosa, 441 nucleotides. RefSeq lists its product as uncharacterized. The transcript is spliced from 2 exons. The record is from RefSeq and is a predicted model, not a curated record. The coding region runs from base 1 to 441 and encodes 146 amino acids. Lineage: Eukaryota; Fungi; Basidiomycota; Agaricomycetes; Polyporales; Fibroporiaceae.